AUGAUGGCACUCCUCAAUACAACCCCUGCAGCAACCCAGAACAUGUCCUUCGGCGCGGACAACUUCUACCGCAGCCCUAACGUGACAGUUCAGCCCAUCAACUUCCCCACGCAGAACCAGAUGAGCAUCGCAGGCAACAUCUUCGUCCCCAGAACCCUAAACCACACCAACAGCACCAACACCCCCGCCAUCGUCGUCGGCCACCCCAUGGGCGCCGUGAAGGAGCAGAGCGCAAACCUCUACGCCACCAAACUCGCCGAGCAGGGCUUCAUCACCGUCUCGCUAGACCUCCCCUUCUACGGCGGCAGCUCCGGCGUGCCUCUCAACGCAGUGUCUCCAGACCUCUACGCCGAGGCCUUCAGCGCCGCAGUCGACUAUCUCGGCACACAGCGCAACGUCCACCACGAACGCAUCGGCGCGCUAGGAAUCUGCGGCAGCGGCUCGUUCGUCAUCAGCGCCGCAAAGAUCGAUCCACGUAUAAAGGCCAUUGCGACAUCAAGCAUGUACGACAUGGGCGCCGCAAACCGCAACGGCCUACGCCAUUCCCAGAGCAUAGACCAGCGUAAGGAACUCAUUGCCGCAGCCGUACAGCAGCGCUGGGUCGAGGCCGCCGGGGGCGAGACGGAGUACUCCCCCGGAACCCCGAUUAAUCUCACAUCCGAUUCGACGGCGGUGGAUCGCGAGUUCUACGACUUCUACCGCACGAGGCGUGGGGCUUUCACGCCUGAAGGAUCGACGCCGAAUCUUACGACUUCGCGGUCGACGACGAGUAAUGUGCGCUUCAUGAACUUUUACCCGUUUAAUGAUAUCGAGACGAUCUCGCCAAGGCCGUUAUUGUUUAUCUCGGGGGACCAGGCGCAUUCGCGUGAGUUUAGUGAGGAUGCGUAUGCGCGUGCGGAGGAGCCGAAGGAGCUGUAUUGGGUGCCUGGAGCAGGUCAUGUUGAUUUGUAUGACCGUGUGGAGCUUAUUCCGUUUGAUAGGCUUACCCAGUUCUUUCAGGAGAACCUUUGA
This is a messenger RNA of Aspergillus versicolor CBS 583.65, 1011 nucleotides long. RefSeq names its product alpha/beta hydrolase. Gene Ontology annotation, molecular function: hydrolase activity. NCBI's taxonomy places the organism in Eukaryota, Fungi, Ascomycota, Eurotiomycetes, Eurotiales, Aspergillaceae. The transcript has a single exon. The coding region runs from base 1 to 1011 and encodes 336 amino acids. The record is from RefSeq and is a predicted model, not a curated record.